ACCAAAGAUGUCCGCCACCAGGUACCGUCGGUUCUUGAAGCUGUGUGAGGAAUGGCCCCGGGACGAGACCAAGAAGGGACGGGAUCUGGGGACGUUUCUGCGGCAGAGGGUUGCUUCUGCGUUCCGUGAGGGUGAAAACACGCAGAUUGCAGAUCCUGAGAAAUGUGACCAGAUGUAUGAAAGUUUGGCUCGUAUUAAUGGAAAUGUUUACAGACAGCGGUUUCCUCGCGUGAGAGACACAAGUUUUACAGGGGUCACAGCAGAGGAGUGUCGAGUACUUUUAUCAGGCAGUAUGCAACAGAGCAUGGAUGAGGAAAAGAAGGGUUUAUGGAAGUCUUUAAUGGAGAGAUUCUCCUCCAAAUCACCAGAAGACGGUCCAGAAAAAGCUCCUGAAAAAUAAAGUCUCUUUUCUUUCUAUGUUUGUAUAGAAAUAAAUCUUGUUAUCGUAGUGGA
Molecule: messenger RNA, 453 nt
Organism: Girardinichthys multiradiatus
Lineage: Eukaryota; Metazoa; Chordata; Actinopteri; Cyprinodontiformes; Goodeidae
Product: ubiquinol-cytochrome-c reductase complex assembly factor 2
Exons: 4
Coding region: 8-400 (130 amino acids)
Biological process (GO): mitochondrial respiratory chain complex III assembly
Cellular component (GO): mitochondrial matrix
Source: RefSeq, a predicted model, not a curated record